AUGGUUCAUUUAGAAAAUGUCUUUUUAAAGAAUGUACUAUUGUAUUUACCAACAUUAAAAGAUGUUGGGAGAUUUGCACAAGUAUGCAAAUCAUGUGAAGAAGCAAUCAACACGAUUUAUGUUAAUCCAUAUGAAUUAACAAUCCAUCAUUCAUUUGAUGAAAUUAUUCCAUUAUUUCCUAAUUUACAAACAUUUUAUGUUAGAAGAUGUCCAGAAAGAUUAUACAAAAUAUCAGCAAAUGAUAUUCCACUUAUUGAAAUAGGAGAGUGGAGUGAGUCAUUACAACCUACACAAGUAUUUAAUACAAAAUGGUUUUGUUCAAAAAUAAGGAAAUUACGAAUGACAGAUUUUUUCUACAUGAAAGAUACAAUAAAACAUCCAGAAUAUUUUACACAAUUACAAGAAUUAGUUAUUUUAAAUAAUAACGACUUAAAUAUAAUAAUAAAGUUACUUAAAUUACCAACAUUAAAAAAAGUAAUUAUUUUUUGUGGUAUGAAGGAGUUUCAAGAACUUUCAGAAUUAUUUGAUUUCAAUAAAUACAAACAAAUCAAUUUCGUUAUUAUUUUUGUUUUAACUGAAUAUAGUUGUAAGAACACCAAAUUAAUAGAAAUAAAUUAUAACCAAUUUAUUAAUUGUAAAUUUUAUACUAGAAUAUUUACUAAUUUAACAAUAAACUUACCAUCUUUACCAUCUUUACCAUACGAAAAAUCAUAUGGUUAUAAUCAAAGAGAUGCUAUUGAUACUAUCAAUAACAACGAGAUAUUAAAUGAAAUUUAUAUUAACAAUGACACGAUUAUAAAAAAUAAUAUUUAUAGUGCUUUAAUUAAACAGAUUUGGAAAGAGUACGAACUAAAUACAAUUGAUUUAACAAAGCUAUACAUUCACUCUGGUAUUAUAAAUGCUCAAAAACAAAAUCUAGUUAUUAUUAUUCCUCCUAACUUGAAAUCUUUAAAAGUUUUUAAUUGUCAAUCAUCAAUUGAUAUUUCAAAAUGUCACUUAAAAGAAAUACAGUUUCGUGACUAUAAAGGAAAACCUCUAGAAGUUAAUGAUGAUAAUUUAGAAGUAUUUGAAAUUAAUUCUAGUCAACAAGUAAAAUGGUAUCAUAACGGUACAUUACUUAAACAAGAUGAAAUCUUUUUAGAUGCAAACAAAAUUACUUCAUUCAAAAUUACUUAUUCAAACCAUUUUAUAAAUGAUCUAAAUAAUAAUACAAAAACUAUCGUUUUUAAAUAUAAUGAUAAGGAGACCAUAUUAAAUAAAAUUCAAUUUUUUGAUUUUGAAGGAUAUUAUAUUGACUUUUCAUGUGUUAACAAGCAAAUAGAUUUUAGUGAAUAUCCUUUUGAUUCUAUUAAUAUACAGGAAUCUCAUAUUAAUAAUUUAAAAGUAAACUGUAAUUCAAUGGAUUUAAAUAAUGUUGAAUGUGAUAAUUUAAUUAUUGAUGGAAUUUGUGAUAAUAUCAACUUCGAAGAUUGUAAAAUAAAUUCAAUAAGAUGUAAUAUUAUCAAUAGUUUGAAUUAUGUCAGUCAGA
Entamoeba dispar SAW760 is the source of this 1528-nucleotide messenger RNA. RefSeq lists its product as uncharacterized. Lineage: Eukaryota; Evosea; Mastigamoebida; Endamoebidae. The record is from RefSeq and is a predicted model, not a curated record. The annotation marks the transcript as partial. The transcript has a single exon.